CGCUGCACAGUCGACUGUGCGAUUAAGUGGGUCUUAGGCGCAUGCGUAGUGUGUUUUUGUGCGCGUGGAGUAUGUUCAUCUGAUGCUGUUAGCUAUACACUUUAAAAUAAAAAUAAGAAAUCGUAAGAGGUUGUCGGUAAUUUCGUUUUGUUUAAAUUAUAGGUAAUAAUUUUCUAAUAAAAACCCGAUACAAUGCCAAACGACAGCUCAAUGAAAUUGUCGAAAAACCUAUUACGGAUGAAGUUUAUGCAAAGAGGACUUGAUGUAGAGGCAAAGAAACAACUUGAGGAAGAAGAGAAGAGGAUUAUAAGUGAUGAACAUUGGGUUUUGGACCUGCCUGAACUUAAAGCAAAAGAAAGCUUCAUUGUUGAAGAAAGAAGUUAUGUACCAUGUUUAGACUUGGUUUAUGGAAGAAUGUCAUUUAAGGGAUUCAAUCCUGAAGUUGAGAAGUUAAUGGUUUUGAUGAAUGCUCCCAAAGAAGAGGAGGAUGAAGAGGAGGAGGAGAAGGAUAUAACUCGAAUGGACACAGAUAUUACAGAUGAGGAGAUGGCCAUGAGAUAUGGAAGCUUGGUUGAAAGCAUGAAAAGAAGAUUUGCCAAAAAAAGGGACCACACGUCUCCGAAGAAUGACGAGAAAGACAUCAACCAUGAUGAUGUAGAGACACAACCCAAGAAAGUGUUCUUAAAGCCUAAGGACUGAGGCAUAUUUAUAGGCUUUAUAAAAUGUGUGUGGUGGCCGUGUUCGGUGUUUUUUGUUUGUUUUAAGAUAUAUGCACACACUUUGGACUCUGUUUUUAUAUUCAGUGAAUAAUGUUCUGUAAAAUUGCAGUAAAAAUGGAAGAUGUAAAUUCUUAUUUUCAAAUGAAAGUUUGUGCAUUGUGUGAGAUUGACCUAGCCAUCCAGAUUUUUUUUUUUUUUGACCAGUUGUGAGAAGUUUAGGGUUCUUGUGCAAGAACUGGAAUACCUGUGGAAUUUAAAUCUGGUAUUUCCAGUCCUGAGAAAAGUAUGGUAACCUAAACCUUUUACUCAAGCAUGUGUGGAUCAUCUUCUGUUAAAGUAAAACACAAAGCACUCUCUUGUCUUUAGGCAGUAACGCAAACAUCAUGUGUGUAUCCCUUUUCAUGAUGCUGUUAUUGACCCUUUAAAUAUAGCACACAACUGAAAAUAGAUUCUGGACAGUAAAAUGGACCAGCGAAA
This is a messenger RNA of Neoarius graeffei (lesser salmon catfish), 1196 nucleotides long. RefSeq names its product M-phase phosphoprotein 6-like. The transcript is spliced from 5 exons. The coding region runs from base 193 to 699 and encodes 168 amino acids. The record is from RefSeq and is a predicted model, not a curated record. Gene Ontology annotation, biological process: maturation of 5.8S rRNA. Lineage: Eukaryota; Metazoa; Chordata; Actinopteri; Siluriformes; Ariidae.